UUAAAUUUGGCGCUUGUCUUAACUUCCGCAGUUGGUACGGUAAAAUCCCCUAAAUUCCAGCAGAAAGUCAAGUGGAACUGUCAAAUCGCAGCUAAUCGCUUCAAUUUCCCGUCGCCAUAACUGCGACGAGAUCGUCAUAGAGUGUUUUUCGGAAAAAAGUCGUCGUUAACGACGCGGGGAGUUUCCUGCUCCCGAAGAUUUUCGGCCCCAAAGUACACCUGCCUUUUUUGACGUACGGAUAAGUUGGAAGCAAGGCUGAUUUGAACGCAGUUUGUUUUUUGUCUGACGUUUUAUAAACAUGGCUUUUUAAAAUGUCUGCCUCGAAAUCGUGCGUAGCCACUCCGAUCGGAGGUGCUCAUUCCAAAAGCAUCGUAGUUUUUAAGUGUGGAGGACGGGAUGGAGAAAAAGGGGAACAGAAAUGCGCAGUCUUCUACCAGGGGGCUCGCUGUUACUGACCUAAAGAAAAAUCAAGAUGUCAGUGGCAAGGCUUGGCCACGCGGCAGCAGGCGCCGCGAGCCGCCCAGCGCCGCGCUGGGCUCCAAGGCGGAACCGUCGCGGAAACCUGCGCCGCAACGCGCCAAAACCCUGGACAAACGCCCGAAACCGCGCGGCACCUACUACACUGGGAGCGGCGCCGUGGGCAGAGCAGAGGCGCCCCAGCUAAACGAGGCCGACGACGCCGAAUUGGGUUCAGUUUUUCUACCGGGCAGUAAGAAGCAGAGCCUGAAUCAUCUGCUCAACUUCGUUUAUUCGACGCCCAGGGAGGGUCACGUCGCCUCGGAUAGAGGUGGCGCUGCUGGUGGUGGGAAGAUGACCGCUAGCAAGAUGAUGGUCACCAAGAAGCACAAGUACAACAAGGAGCAUUUUUUGCAAGCCAAUUGUCAAUUUAUUGUCCAAGAAUCUGGCGAUUACAAACAAUACAUGAACAACCCUGAUGCCUUAGUUGACUGGAAUCUUAUUGAGCAAGUGAAUGUGCAAGUAUCUGAAUUCCCUGCCUGUCCGAUUUGUCUAUUUUCGCCUGUAGCAGGAAAAAUGACUAAAUGCGGCCACAUUUACUGCUGGUCCUGCAUCCUGCAUUAUCUUGCUCUGUCGGACAAGACAUACCGAAAAUGUCCGAUAUGUUAUGAAUCCGUACACAAGCAAGACCUCAAAAGUGUUGUCGCGAUUCCUCACCAAACGUUCAACGUGAACGAAACGAUUACGUUCAAGCUGAUGAAACGUCCUCGCGGUUCACUAAUAGCAUACCCUAUCGACUUCGAAACGAAAGACGAAAACGUUAUGUUCACGAUGUCGGAAACGGACGCCGGCGACAUCCAUUCGAAGUUACUAACGGCGAAUAGGAACGAAAUCAUGUCGAUCAUCGACAGGGAAAACGCGGAGUUGGUCGUUCAGAUGAGCGAGGACGAAAACGCGCCGGAAAGGUGUUUCAUCGAGGAGGCGAUCGGAUUGUUGGAAAACAGGGUGCAACAGGUGUUGGCGAAAACGCACGAGGCGAAGGCGAGUGUCGCCGAGUCAGUAGCGGAGACCGCGGCUUUGGAAAAGUUGGAGCAAUGUUCGCUCAAUGAUUGCGAUACUGAUAAUAACGAUUCUGUGAUCGAAAACGAUAUUAACAACGUCAAUUCGAAUAUACAGCCAUCGAAGUUUUAUUAUUUUUAUCAAGCGUCCGACGGUCAACACAUCUAUCUUCACGCUAUAAACGCGCGCAUGCUCGAACACACGUACGGGUCCCUAGAAUUUGGCCCCAAGACCCUGAGCGGCAAAAUCCUCGAGAAAGAGGGCGGUUCUAUGACGGAGGAGCUGCGCAAACGCCUGCGCUGUCUGCAACAUUUGCCCGUCACAUGUCAAUUCGAGGUGGCCGAGAUCCAGCUCAGACAACCGACAGUCAACAGGGACACGCUGGAACAUUUUCAAGAACAAAUCGAGGUGAGAAAAAAGCGUCGCCAACGCAGGGCAAAGGAGGAGAAACGUCGCGAAAAGCGCAUAGCCGAGGAGGAAAACCGGCAAAUGGGCAAAUACCCUGUUGCUAACAUUCACCUGGAAUCCUAUCAGCAAUUUCCAGGGUUCGAAUCGCGCGCCAGGUGCGAAUCCGAAACCACUCAGCUUAGCGAAGCUGAUUCCUAUUCGGAAGCUUCGUCGCCUGCUAAUUUCGGCAGCUUGCCCAACGAAAAUGCUUGCUGGGGACCAUCUUUUGCCACAAUGCUAUCCACUGAAAAAAAGCAAAAACCUCCAUCUUGGCCAAACUUACUGUCAUCAUCGUCAUCAUCGAGAGAGGACGCGCCCAAACUGAUAAACGUCACUGGACGCCGUAUGACGUCGCAAAAGGCGGCAAACGGCGACGACAGCGACUGCGAUCUUGAGGGAUUCGAACCCAUCCAGUCGUUGAACAGAAACUUGGGAGACGCUAUCAUGCAGGCCCUGCAAAACGUUGAUAUCGUAGAGGAAGAUUUCCCUUCAUCAUCAGGCAAAAAAAAGAAGAAAAAGAAAAAUCAAAAGGUGCUAUUUACAACUAAUGUGGCUAUUUCAGGAAAUAAAUACUAAAAAAAUAAAUUUAAAAUUUACCGUGAUUUAAUUUUUUUAUAUGUAUAUAAAAAAACUUUAUUAUUUGUUAAUAAAUUAUGUAAACCAAUGCUUCAAAAGCUUGUAAUAAUAAUUAUUAUGACUUAUUUAUAAUUUAAUUAUCUUUUGAUUAUAUUUAUUUAUGAAAUAAAUAAAAU
Brassicogethes aeneus is the source of this 2714-nucleotide messenger RNA. The record is from the annotation of a GenBank genome assembly. Lineage: Eukaryota; Metazoa; Arthropoda; Insecta; Coleoptera; Nitidulidae.